Messenger RNA from Cervus elaphus (red deer), 3748 nucleotides. It is a transcript of the gene ZNF853, whose product is annotated as zinc finger protein 853. NCBI's taxonomy places the organism in Eukaryota, Metazoa, Chordata, Mammalia, Artiodactyla, Cervidae. The record is from RefSeq and is a predicted model, not a curated record. Gene Ontology annotation, biological process: regulation of transcription by RNA polymerase II. The transcript is spliced from 4 exons. Bases 508 to 2454 code for a protein of 648 amino acids. Gene Ontology annotation, molecular function: DNA-binding transcription factor activity, RNA polymerase II-specific; RNA polymerase II cis-regulatory region sequence-specific DNA binding.
GCCGGGGCGCGGGGGACAGGAUGCGGAUGCCGGGGGGACUUCCUGUGCCGGCCCCCGCCGCCCCCGCCCCCGCCCCCGGCCCGGCCGCUGCCCGCUCGGACGCACGGCCGGCCGGUCGCACGCUUGGGCGGGCGGGCGAGCGCACGGGGACCCCGGCCCGGCCGCGGCGCCCGCCCCCCGCCCGCCUUCCGCGCGGCCAGGCCCGGCCCAGGCCGCCGGCCCACCGGCUCCCGGCACCUGUGGCCGCGGGCAGAUCCCCGGCCGGCCCCGCGCUGCCCGGGGCUGAAACGACACUGGUCCACCGCCCACCAGGGCGACCUCGGCAACCCUGACAGCGACAGACCCGUCCCAAGUGACCAGAAAGGCCCCCCGGGUGGCCCAGCACCUCCCCGGCUCUUUCUGGAUGGGGGCGCCUGGCGAAGGAGCUGGCUGAACGCUCUGGCCUUCACCUUCCAGCCCCUGCUGACCACACCUUCCCUAGCGCCCAGGCUGCCUGCAGAGCAGGCGAUGCUUGUGCCAGCACAGCCAGCUCCCCAGGAUCUUGGUCUGACCGCCAGGAUGAAGGUGAGGCGGGCAACCAAGACCUUCGUGCGGAAGCCUCGCCGUCUUAAAGAUGGGGGCCUGGGGCCCGACACCCCCUCAGGUGGCAGCGGUGGGAGUGUGAGUCAGGAGGGAGAAAACGGUCAGGAGAGGAGCAGCAGCCCACCGCGGCCAGCAGUCUCAGCUCCCAAGCGGGCCAGUGAAGUCGCUGAGGAGACCGUGUCGGGACGGCAGAAGCUGCACACCCAACAGUCCAAACAGCCGCCAGAGCGGCAACCACACAGCCAAGGGUCAGGACCUCAGCCAGAGUUGCAGCGGCAGCAAGAUGGGCAGGAGCCACUGCCCCAGCCGCAGCCAGAACUGCAGGAAGAACCCCGGUCUGCGCCACAGGGGCCGCCGAAACCGCGGCUGCGGCUGAUGCCGCGGCAGAAACCGUCACGGGAGCAGCCCAGGCAGGUGCGGCGGCGGUCACGGCUGCGGCAGGGGCGGUUCCAGCGGCAGGAACGGCAGGAAAAGCCCACGCAUGUGCCGUGUGAGCAGCAGAGGCAGCUGCCGCGGCAGGAGCAAUCGGAGGAGGGGGCCGUGCGAGAACAGCCGCCGCCACGGGACUUGCAGCAGGGAUGGCCGCAGCAAGAGGCGCAACCGCUGCCGCAAGGGGUGCAGCAGCCUCAGCAGCAGGAGCAGCUGCCGUCGCAGCAGGAGUCAUUGCAGCCGCAGCAAGAGCAGCCCCAGCACCAAGGACAGUUGCAGCAACAGCUGUUGCCGCCGCCACCGCCGCCGCAGGAACAGUUGGAGCCGCAGCAGGAGCACUUGGAGCUGCAGCAGCAGCUGCAGAAGCAGCAGGAACAGUUGCAGCUGCUGCAGCAGCAGCAAGAACAGCUGGAGCUGUUGCUGCAGCAGCUGCAGCCCCGGCCUCUGGGGCCGCAGGAGGAGGAGGAGGAGGAGGUGGAGCUGGAGCUCAUGCCGGUGGACGCGGAGUCCGAUCCGGAGCUGGAGCGGCAGCGGCAGGAGCUGGAGCGGCAGCAGGAGCAGCGGCAGCUGCAGCUCCAGCUUCAGGAGCAGCUGCAGCAGCUGGAGAAGCAGCUGGAGCAGCAGCUGGCCCAGCCGCCGGAGGUUCAGCUGGAGCUGACGCCGGUGGAGCCCGGGGUCCACCCGCCCGAGCUGCAGCUGGAGCUGACCCCCGUGCCGCCCGAGCUGCAGCUGGAGCUGGUGCCGGCCGCCGCGGGGGCGCCCGCCGCGGUGGUGGUGGCGCCCCCGGGCUACGUGGUGCUGCAGGAGCUGAUGGUGCUGCCGGCGGCAGCCGUGUCGGCGCCCUCGAUCGUGGCCGUCCCGGGCCCGCCGGGCGGCGGCGCGGCCCUGACGCCGGCCCGGCCGCCGCGACGGCGGCGGCGCGCCCGGGACCGGCCGACCAUCUGCGGGGAGUGCGGCAAGGGCUUCAGCCGCAGCACGGACCUGGUGCGGCACCAGGCCACGCACACGGGCGAGCGGCCGCACCGCUGCGGCGAGUGCGGCAAGAGCUUCUCGCAGCACUCGAACCUGGUGACGCACCAGCGCAUCCACACGGGCGAGAAGCCCUACGCGUGCCCGUACUGCGCCAAGCGCUUCAGCGAGAGCUCGGCGCUAGUGCAGCACCAGCGCACGCACACGGGCGAGCGGCCCUACGCCUGCGGCGACUGCGGCAAGCGCUUCAGCGUCUCGUCCAACCUGCUGCGCCACCGCCGCACGCACUCGGGCGAGCGGCCCUACGCCUGCGAGGACUGCGGCGAGCGCUUCCGCCACAAGGUCCAGAUCCGCCGCCACGAGCGCCAGCUGCACGGCGCCGGCCGCUCCCGGGGCCUCGGCCUGCUCCGCGGCGCGCGCACGGCUGCCGGGGGCACCCCGCGCGCCGAGCCGGCGGCGGACAAGGCGCCCUGACCUGGGGUCGGGGCUGGGGACGGGGCGCCGAGGUCGGGGAGGGCGCAGCUUCCCCCGCACCCGGGAGCCCCGCGCGCGCUUGGAAGUUUUGACCGUGUUCCUCAACAUCCUGGAAUAUCGCUGGGACAUCGCUGGCAUCCUUUUUCCGGGCCAACUGAGUGACGGACCGAUUCACCCUCGGAAACACUCCAGGGAGGAAAUCGACGAGGCUAAAGCGGCACGGAGGUGGCACAUUGCCGCCCACAGCACAUAGUUCAGGGUCGUCUUUGGGUACCAGUUUCUCCCCCAGGGAAAUUGGACUUGACUGGAGCUGAGAGUCACAGGGGAAAACGCCCAACGGCAGGACGAGACGUUGGGUGCCAUUCGACAGAGCUCCAACACUAACCAGGGAAGCCGACAUACGUGGUAUAACGCACGUGAAAAUGUCCUGGUGAAAAUUAUUUCAUGGGGGAAGAGGAAAUUUAUCUGCACUACGUAGAAAACUGAUUAAGGCAUUCAGUUGUCCUCAGUGGCUUUUGCCUUGAAAAUACGCGAAUGAAAGUUCAUCAGGGUGGAUGAAAUCCUGAUGUAAAUGUUUUGUGUUCAUGAACACAGGGUCCCAGCGUCUGCUGGGUCAAUGUGCAAAGGCCAGGAAGUCCACUCUGGGCGAAGGUGAAAUCUUCCCUCCAGUGUCACACCCAAGCAAGCUUCCGAGGCAGUCGCUGGGGUAUUCCCAGGCUCACAGUCCGUCCCUAAAUCCUCUUGAAUAGAAGCCCGGGGGCGGAAGCAGAGGGCAUUCUGCGAGUGCUGUCCAAGGUCCUAAGGGAUGGUCCUUCCAUCUCUCCAACAGACCUCCCAUAGCCCCGCCCCCCCCCCCCCCCCCCCCCCCCCCCCGCCUUGCCUUCUCAGAAGCCAGUGCACCCACUGCGACUUGGGGGCUGGGACCUUGAGAUGCAGGGGCAGGUUCUCCCAGGCCAGGCCGUAGGGCCGGCCCGAGCAGACCCUGCCUCAUCACUGGGGGUCAGAAGGAGAAUGCUGGGGACAAGGACAGGAGGCAACAGAAAUGCUCUUUAUGGCGAUUUUGUAAACGUCUGGGGGUCAGUCGGAGCAGCAGCAAUCUCGAUGUCUUGUGGGAGGGCAAGAUGAUGUGGGGGCACAUGACACCACUGGUCCUUCUGGCUCUUCCUGCCCCCAGCUCCCCCACAUGGCUCCUUAGACGCUGCCUGACCCCCCUCCCUGCUUCUCCUUUACUAACACAGCCUGCUCCGUUUUGCCAACGUGUUGGUAAGUGAGAAACAAAAUAAACAAAAAUGAG